AGUACCACCACCCUCAGUCAUCUACAAACCUUCAAUCCCCACCACCACCACAUAUAUCACAACUUUCUCCAAACUCAGCACCAUCACCCAAAUUUCACCUCACUUCCCUCCACUGCACCACUUCUCUCUCUCUCUCUCUCUCUCUCUGUGUGAUUGUUUAGAGAUGGGUAACGCCGACUAUACAUACCCAUCGACGAAUGUGGAGCAUGCACACGAGGUUGCAAUCCCGCCUCCGCAACCUUUUUUCAAGUCACUGAAGGCCUCCAUGAAAGAGACCUUCUUCCCCGACGAUCCACUCCAGCAAUUCAAGAACCAGCCACCAGUUGCCAAGUUCAAAUUAGGCUUACAGUACUUCCUCCCCAUCCUCGAAUGGGGUCCCCGUUACACUUUCCAGUUUCUAAAAGCCGACCUCAUCUCCGGUAUCACCAUCGCCAGCCUCGCCAUCCCUCAGGGCAUUAGCUACGCCAAGCUCGCCAACUUGCCUCCGAUCCUCGGCCUCUAUUCGAGCUUUGUUCCACCAUUGGUGUAUGCAAUGAUGGGGAGUUCCAGAGAUUUGGCUGUGGGGACUGUCGCUGUUGCUUCGCUACUCACAGCUUCUAUGUUGGGGAAUGAAGUGAAUGCUAAUGAGAACCCAACACUUUAUCUUCAUCUUGCUUUCACCGCAACUUUCUUCGCCGGAGUUUUUCAAGCUUCUUUGGGUAUCUUAAGGCUAGGGUUUAUAGUGGAUUUUCUAUCACAUGCAACGAUAGUGGGAUUCAUGGCAGGAGCAGCAACAGUGGUGUGCCUGCAACAGCUGAAAGGGAUUCUGGGACUGGACCAUUUUACCCAUGGCACCGACCUUGUCUCUGUCAUGCGUUCUGUCUUCUCCCAAACCCAUAGGUGGAGAUGGGAAAGUGCUGUAUUGGGAUUUUGUUUCCUUUUCUAUCUCCUCCUCGCUAGAUUCUUUAGUAAAAGAAGACCAAAGUUGUUUUGGAUAUCAGCAAUGGCUCCUUUGACGUCUGUUAUCUUGGGAAGCGUUCUUGUUUAUCUCACUCACGCUGAAAAACACGGUGUUCAAGUGAUAGGCGAAUUGAAGAAGGGAUUGAAUCCUCUGUCAAUAAUGGACCUGUCAUUUGGAACUCCAUAUCUCUCUACAAUCAUCAAAACUGGUAUAAUCACGGGUGUCAUCGCUCUCGCCGAAGGGAUUGCGGUGGGAAGAAGCUUUGCGAUGUACAAGAAUUACCAGAUAGAUGGGAACAAAGAGAUGAUAGCUUUUGGGAUGAUGAAUAUUGCUGGUUCUUUCACUUCUUGUUACCUUACCACUGGGCCAUUUUCAAGAUCAGCAGUGAACUUCAACGCAGGAUGCAAAACAGCGGUUUCUAACAUUGUGAUGGCAUUGGCAGUGAUGAUCACAUUACUGUUUUUAACACCUUUGUUUCAUUACACUCCCCUUGUAGUUCUGUCUUCUAUCAUAAUCGCUGCCAUGCUUGGCCUUAUAGACUACGAAGCAGCAAUCCAUCUAUGGCAAGUUGACAAGUUCGAUUUCGUAGUCUGCAUGAGUGCUUACAUGGGUGUCGUUUUUGGCAGCGUUGAAAUUGGUUUGGUCAUAGCGGUUGCAUUAUCUUUGCUUAGAAUACUACUGUUUGUGGCAAGACCAAGGACCUUAGUUCUUGGAAACAUCCCAGAUUCUAUGAUCUACAGAAGUGUCGAUCAAUACCCUAAUGCAAAUAAUGUUCCAGGGAUUCUCAUACUUGAGAUUGAUGCUCCCAUGUACUUUGCCAAUUCAAGCUACUUAAGAGAAAGGAUUUCGAGGUGGAUAGAUGAGGAGGAAGACAAGCUUAAAUCCUCUGGAGAAAUCAGCUUACAAUAUGUCAUAUUUGACAUGGGUGCGGUUGGUAACAUCGAUACAAGUGGAAUUAGCAUGCUUGAAGAGGUCAAGAAGAGUACUGACAGAAGGGGGCUCACGAUGGUAUUGGCAAAUCCAGGAGGAGAGGUAAUGAAGAAGCUGAACAAGUCGAGGUUGAUAGAAUUGAUAGGCCAAGAGUGGAUCUAUCUAACAGUUGGGGAGGCUGUUGGAGCAUGCAAUUACAUGCUUCACACUUGCAAACCAAAACCAAAGCCUGUGACUACUUCUGAAUCAGAGACAUGGGGUGACAAUGUUUGAGCUACACAACAAAAAAAAAGAAAAAAAAAAGCAAUUUUCAUCUCGCUCUCAACGCUUAAUGUGCGGCCAAAUGCAUCAGAAUCAAUUCGGAUGCAACACAUAUAUGUGGUUCGUUGGAACAAAAGGGAAAUUGUCUCGGGCUUGUGCUAAAGUUGGAAGUAUUUUCCUUUUUUUAAUCUUCCAACAUUAUGUAAUUUGAAGAAUAUGUAGUAUUGGAUACAUGAAACUAUAUAGUCUUUCAGAUUUGUAAUAAAAAUGCAAGUAAAGUCCUUCUGUGCUU
Messenger RNA from Camellia sinensis, 2423 nucleotides. The record is from RefSeq and is a predicted model, not a curated record. NCBI's taxonomy places the organism in Eukaryota, Viridiplantae, Streptophyta, Magnoliopsida, Ericales, Theaceae.